Messenger RNA from Lepisosteus oculatus (spotted gar), 3018 nucleotides. It is a transcript of the gene col9a2, whose product is annotated as procollagen, type IX, alpha 2. NCBI's taxonomy places the organism in Eukaryota, Metazoa, Chordata, Actinopteri, Semionotiformes, Lepisosteidae. The record is from RefSeq and is a predicted model, not a curated record. Gene Ontology annotation, biological process: extracellular matrix organization. Gene Ontology annotation, molecular function: extracellular matrix structural constituent conferring tensile strength.
AAAAUGCAGAACAUUCGGGGCGGGUCCUCCAGUGUCCAGCUGGGAAUCAGAGAGGGGCGGUGACUGACAGCAGCCGUGUCCAGUCCGCUCCCUCGGAGACCCCAGGACAGGCCCGGAGCCCGCCUCCUGUGCUAGAGAGUGCUCCUCAGGUCUGCCAGGAGCUCAGUACUGGGGUCUGUGUGCUCCCUGUGUUCUCAGGGGCUGCCUGUUGGGCUGGGUUCACCGUUUCCAUUUUGUGUGAAGAGCCUGUUCUGGAGUACUGUCCUGCUCUGAAGCCAGGUGCUUGCGAAUCCAGGAGUCCUCACCAUGGCUGGACACUUCGGGACCCUCCAGACCCUCGUCCUGCUGCAGGCGGUCUUCCUGACCCUGGCGCAGGUGAGGGGUCCGCCAGGUGAACAGGGUCCACCCGGCCCCCCAGGCCCCUCAGGAACCCCCGGAUCCGAUGGCAUUGACGGUGACAAAGGACCUCCUGGCCCGACCGGCCCCGCAGGUGCCAAGGGGGAGCCGGGCGAGCCGGGCCCUGAUGGACCCCCGGGGGAGCCUGGCAUUGAUGGCCUGAUUGGAGCCAAAGGAGACAGAGGCCCCGCGGGAAACCCUGGACCUAAGGGACAACCAGGACCCAUUGGGAAACCAGGACCCACUGGACCCGGACUGCCCGGCCUGCCUGGGCCUGCUGGUCCAAUCGGACUGCCCGGCGAAAUCGGCCUGCAAGGAAUCAAGGGUCUGCUGGGACCAGCUGGAGCACCAGGGCUGCCUGGUCCCCCAGGAAAACCAGGACCUCCGGGAAAAUUCACUGGAGAAGAGGGCAGUGCUGACUUCCAGUGCCCAACCAACUGUCCUGCAGGAGCAAAGGGCCCUCAGGGACUCCAGGGGGUGAAGGGGCACAAGGGGCGGCCCGGCGUCCUCGGUGAGCCAGGAAGCAUGGGCAAGACGGGUUCCGGGGGAGAAGCUGGAAUCUCGGGGGAGCAGGGAAUCCCAGGCCCUCCAGGCCCGCGGGGGGUGAGAGGCUACCCAGGGAUGGUUGGUCCCAAAGGAGAAGCGGGUCCUCGUGGAUACAAAGGCAUGCCAGGACCUGUCGGGCACCCGGGACCCCCUGGCGAGGAGGGACCCCAGGGCCCCCCUGGCAACGCCGGGGAGAAAGGAGAUGUGGGGGGGCGUGGCAUCCAGGGCCCACAGGGCGGCGUGGGACCGAAAGGGGAGAACGGUCUUCCUGGCAUCGACGGGAAGGACGGUACCCCUGGCAUUCCUGGCAUGAAGGGCGCUCCUGGGCAGCCGGGGAUGCCUGGACCUCCAGGCCACCAGGGGACGCCAGGUUUGCCUGGGAGCCCUGGUACCAAGGGUGGAGCCGGAUCAAAGGGCGAUACCGGGCCCCGGGGGCUGCUCGGCUCGGCAGGACCCAGUGGACCCCAGGGAGAGCCAGGACCCCCAGGAGAAGCUGGGAUGCCAGGAGUCCCUGGUCUGAAGGGGGACAGAGGUCAGAGGGGCCCAGUUGGACCACCAGGACUCCCUGGAGUGGCUGGAAUAAAGGGCGAGCGCGGGCCGGUGGGAGUUCCUGGACCGCAGGGAAUUCCUGGGGUGAAGGGAGAUAAGGGAUUCCAAGGAAAAGUGGGUCCCAAGGGAGAUCUUGGGGACCCUGGUGUGGAGGGUCUGGCCGGAGAGAAGGGGGAGAAGGGGCUGUCUGGAGAGCCAGGACCUAAAGGCCAGCAAGGCGUCCGGGGAGAUCCCGGGAACAACGGGCCGACGGGUGACCCCGGGAAGCCGGGUGAGCAGGGCCCCCAAGGACUGUCCGGCCCCAGGGGGCUCCACGGCGAGAGAGGGGUGCCGGGAAUGCCUGGCCGACCCGGCGCGGCUGGCAGAGAUGCCUCUGACCAGCACAUCAUUGAAGUGGUGCUCAAGAUGCUGCAAGAGCGGCUGGCAGCAGUGGCGGUGAGCGCGAAGAGAGCCGCUCUGGGUGGGGCAGGAGUCAUGGGCCCCCCAGGACCCCCAGGACCCCCUGGAGCACCGGGGCCACAAGGGCCCCACGGACACACAGGGCCCAGAGGAAUCCCUGGCAUCAUCGGCGCCCCUGGGCAGAUUGGCAACACGGGGUACAAAGGCAAGAAGGGUCUGAAAGGCGAGCGAGGGGAUCCCGGCCGGCCCCACCCAGGCCCGCCCGGGCCGCCAGGAAUCCCAGGCCCCCCCGGGAUCGACGGCUUCGGCCGGGACGGGAAAGCGGGUGAGCCGGGCCCCCAGGGCACGCUGGGGGAGGGGGGACGCCCCGGCCCCCCGGGGCCACAGGGUCUCCCGGGCUUCUGCGAGGCGGCGGCGUGCCUGGCGGCCUCCGCGUACACGUCCGCGCGGCUGUCGGAGGCCGGCGCGGUCAAGGGCCCGUCCCAGUGAGCGUGGCGCCCCCACUGCCCCUCCCGCCACAGGAAACAACUGGAGAGACCCCCCCCACGGCCUGAGGGAGCUCAGGAGACCACCUCCCAGUGACAGAGACACAGACACCCGCCCUGCCCAGCGCCCUCUGGGAGUGUAUUCAACAUCGACGGAAAUUAACCAAUUAAAUAAAAACCUAGAGAAGGAAAUCUGAAGACUUCUGUCAGAUUUCAGUGUUCAUGACCUCACACUCCUGUCUUCCUCUCUGUACUGACUUCUCAGCGCUGUGUGUGUACGAUGCAAGGCCCCUUUUGAAUUGUCGUCUGAUUACAAAAAAAAAUCACCUUUCUGCUUCUUCAGGCCACUUGACAACAUCACCUCUCUGUCCAGUCAGCGUUGCCACAACUCAGUGCUGUAAAUCUUUGUAAAUGUGUUAAUUUUAUAUUAAUAUGGGGUUUUCAAUGCAAAAAAAAAUAAACAAGAACCCAGUGUUAAUGAACUUAAUCAGCAUGCUUUUUCUUAACAAAAUCUCACAGGAUGCUCAAAUUUAACAAAUUUUAAAAUGAAGCGUGUGAAGAAUGCCGAGUCAUUGUCUAAAGCUGAAUCUGCAGUGCACAGGAACAUGUGUGAUUGAAAGAAUAAAAAGAAACAAAAAAAAAA